ACUUCACGCGUUCGUUCUUCUUCUUCUUCUUCUUUUCCAGUUUAUUGGCAACCGCACUUAACAGUGCAUUACUGCCUCUUUCACUAACGGUUUGAUGUUUGUCUACUUUUGCUUAGCUAAUCCAUUUGGCGGACGCUUUUAUUCAAAGCAACAAUACAUAUUCGUCAGUGUGUUUUACUUGGAAUUGAACCGAGCAAUUCUACAUUAUUUGCCUAUAAUUUCGCCCAAUUCAAACUUCAUAAUUUCUCCAAAUUCAAACGAAGCUGAGUUAUACCUAUGCACGCCUUUUUAUUUAUUGGUAAACAGUAGUUGAGCAGCAAAUAAACAUUUACAAAUGGUGCUUUAUCAGUUGUAGGCUCCAGUAUUUCCUCCACGACAAACUUUUUAAUGUCAGGAGAUCAUUUUAAACAAUUUAAGUUUUUUCUUUAACUUCAGGCAUGUUGCGUCUAUGCACUACAGCAACUAUGCUAAAUAAAAACAAUAAAACCACAAGAAAUGAAAAUAGAUUUAUUAGAUUUUAUAAUAGUUAUUGUAUUGUUUUAACAGAGACUUUGAAAGUCUCUACUGGUAAUUAGUUAAGUUUUAUUAGUUAAAUGUUUAUGUUUUCAGCAACUAUUGGGGCUGUAAGUUACACGUGCACAAAUAUUAAACACUUACAGUAAAGAUGCUAUAAGUGAAGGUCGCCAUCUACUGUACAUAACCUGUAAGUGUCAUCAAUGCUCUCUAUUAAUCUUCUGCACAACUGGUUUACCUACAUAAGCAGAGCGGUUACCUGAUUGGCGCACGCGGCUAUCGUCUUUGUGUGCAUCACUGAUGAUUAUAGAUUAACAACGUUUAGAACCAUAGCACGAUCACCUAAAGAUUGUUUCCCUUACCAAGACCGUCGACGCUGUGAGAAGCAAAUAUGACCAUAAGAAAUGUACGGGAUCAUGGACAGCGUUAUAAACCGCGUAUGGCAUGCCUGAAGAAGGUGGAGGCUGUGGUGUUGGAGAUGCAGGACCCUAAGAGUGGAGUGAAAUCUCAAACCCAGAGGCUUGUCAUCACCACCAUCCCACAUGCCAUAACAGGAGAAGACAUUGUUGCUUGGCUUGCUAAUCGAUUCAGAAUAGACGCUCUGGAGGCCCUAGCUAUGGGUACCAUGAUGGUGGCUUUUGGGUACAUUUAUCCACUUCAGGAUCACAAAAGACUUAUCCUUAAACCAGACGCAUCUCUGUAUCGCUUUCAGACACCAUAUUUUUGGCCUGCACAGCAAUGGCCGGUUGAGGACACAGACUAUGCAAUAUAUUUGGCAAAGAGAAAUAUACGCAAGAAAGGGUUGUUGGAGUUGUAUGAACAGGAGCAGUACAACAACCUUUAUAAAUGGAUGAACCACAAGUGGGACUUUAUUGUAAUGCAGGCCAAAGAGCAGUAUAGGGCAGGAAAGGAGAGAAAGAAACCAGAUCGGGUGGUUUUUGAUUGUCAGGAACGAGCUUACUGGAUUGUGCAUCGGCCACCGCCAGGAACAGUAAGUGCCAUGGAUUAUGGACAUGACAGGAUGGUCGACCCUAAUGUGGAUGAGCAAAAUACAUCAGACUACUACAGAAGAAUCAUUAUGUUCACUCAGCAAUGUAUUAUGAGGCCAAGGGUAAAGUCAUCGGUGUCAAUUGGAGCACUUGUUAAAUUUACAACUACAUAUAAAGAACACGACCCCUUCCUCCACUCCUCCCUGCCAAGCAACCCUUGGAUAACAGAUGAUAUUACAUAUUGGACCCUCAACAUGCCAAGUGUCGAAAUCCCUACUAAAAUGAGGGUGGAGCGCUGGACAUUCAGUUUUGGAGAACUGCUUUCUGACCCUCGUGGAAGGGCUGAUUUUCGUCUCUUUCUUAAGAAGGAGUUUAGUGGUGAAAAUCUUGCCUUUUGGGAGGCAUGUGAAGAUUUAAAAUGGGGUGCUGCAGAGACAAUGAAGGAAAAAGCUCAGCAAAUUUAUAAGACAUUUUUGGCUCGUGGAGCUCCUCGUUGGAUCAACAUUGAUGGGAAAACCAUGGACAUAACUGUCAAGGGUUUGGCCCACCCUCAUCGAUAUGUACUGGAUGCUGCGCAGACUCACAUUUACAUGCUUAUGAAAAAGGACUCAUAUGGGCGAUAUCUAAAGUCCCCAGUGUUCAAGGAAACCCAGAGAAGGGCCAUUGCUCCUGAAGCACACAGAUUCAGUGAUUCCCAGUUGGAGCAGAAUGCUAAGAGGAGGCGGCCCAGUCUGAGUCCCAUCAUUCUGAGACAGCAGGAGGAGGAGCAGAAAGCUAAACUGGCAGCCAGUGGCCCAGUCGACAUCACACAGGUCAUGAGCAAACUGGAAAAGAAACAGAGAAACUGACAGGAGUUCAAAGAGUUUGGCAAUUCAAUAUAUAUUUAUGCACAAAGAUUUGAUUGCUAUUUAUUUUAAUAUCCAUUGCAAAUUCUGUCUGCAAUGUUACACUGUAAAAUAGUACAUACACAAACUGUCUUUUACUACUUUCAUUCGGAUAAGCAGACAUAAAAAAAAUUCAGAUUAUUUAGUCAUAUUAGAUGAAAUUUUAAAGAAUUAAAAAAGCUAGUAAAUUUCAGUGCUGUAUUGCAAAUUUUUUUAAACUACACAGAAACAUACAUUUACAAAGUGAACAGAUAUCUGUAGUUUUAAAGGUUUGCUCCAUAUACUGUAUAGUUUUAAUAUUCUUCCAGUAAUCUUUUGCUUCAUGCCUUUAAAAUCAUGCAAUAAACAUAUGUUGCUUUUACACUGUAAAACAUGAUUUGUUGGUUUAACUUAAACAGGAAAGUUUACAAUUUUGAGUUAAUUCAGUGUAAAAAUGUUGUGUCAACAAUGGGGCAGUUUCCCAGACAGGGCUUAUCCUAGUACCAGGCUAAAAUGCAUGUUUGAACUGCUUUAAUUUUUAAAACACUUGCACUGACAAGUUUUAACAUAUCAGUACAAUUGUUUUGUCUCAAGAUGAACACAAGCAUAGUUUUUUGUAAGGUUUUUAUACUUAAAUUUCCUAAAAUAACUAAGGCCUAGUCCUGGAUUAAUCUAAAUUCUGUCCGGGAAACCUCUCCUAUAAUUUUUAAGUUGAAUUAACUCAAAAUUUUAAGGCAACCAAGUAACUUAAUUUUUUUAAGUUGAACAAACUAUUUUUUACAGUGUACCUUUUUAGCUCAUGCCCAAUAACUUCCAACAUUCAUGUCACAUUUGUUUUGUCAAAUUUUAUAUCCAUUUUUUCCAUUAUUGAAAGCUAAACGUUACCAGAUACAUAACAUACUGUAUUGUCCUGCACUAGUUUGUUUAGUUGUGUUUCAUGUCUGUUCCAUUUAAGUUGCUGUUUCCUUGUAAAUUAUUUAUUAAAACACACAAUAAAAUCAUUGCUGCCAUCUGUGGUCACAUCAUGUGUUUUUGUGUCUUUGUCAUUUGUGUGUUUUUGAGUGAAAUAUUCAGUGAAAUGUACAGUAUAUUGGAAUCUCAUCCUGUAACUCAUUGAAUUAUGUGCAUCAGUUGCCACUUUCCAUAUCUCAAAAACAUUUUAAC
Messenger RNA from Paramisgurnus dabryanus, 3529 nucleotides. RefSeq names its product regulator of G protein signaling 9b (gene rgs9b). The record is from RefSeq and is a predicted model, not a curated record. NCBI's taxonomy places the organism in Eukaryota, Metazoa, Chordata, Actinopteri, Cypriniformes, Cobitidae. Gene Ontology annotation, cellular component: neuron projection; plasma membrane; cytoplasm. Gene Ontology annotation, molecular function: GTPase activator activity. Gene Ontology annotation, biological process: intracellular signal transduction; G protein-coupled receptor signaling pathway; positive regulation of GTPase activity.